Molecule: messenger RNA, 1554 nt
Organism: Plenodomus lingam JN3
Lineage: Eukaryota; Fungi; Ascomycota; Dothideomycetes; Pleosporales; Leptosphaeriaceae
Biological process (GO): protein deubiquitination
Molecular function (GO): zinc ion binding; cysteine-type deubiquitinase activity
Source: RefSeq, a predicted model, not a curated record
AUGGACUCGGUAGCUGUCGCGUCCAAGGCGGCGUCGCUCGCGUCGCCCAAGAUUGUUAAGAAUGCGAAGGGCAACAUUGUACCAAGUAGCCAAAUGGCACAUAUUGCCUAUGGCUGUGAGCAUAUGGGUGAGAUGUUCGAGAAUGCACGCAAGCAGACUCUCCAACAGUACCGAGCGAUCCUACGAAAUAUACACGAGAAACCAAGCAUAAUAGCGCAGACUCACAAUUCGUCCAGCGAUGCGCAGCAUGUUGUAUCCCUGAGGCCGCUCUACCUGUGUCUACAGUGUCCCAACAUCAUGAUCGAGGCAGAUCGAGAUUCACACUUUGAGACCAAAUCGCACUGCUUUUCGGUGGAGUCGCGGGAGGGCAACGUCUAUUGUGGCAACUGCCAGGAUUUCAUCUACGAUGAGGCGCUAGAGGUGUUGAGACAACAAAAAGGCAAGAAGCGCAAGUACGAAGACACCACCACGACCGACGAUCACAAGCUUGUUGUGAGCAACUCUACCUUCCUCCCAUGUCGAGCGAUUGGUCUGCGCGGACUGUACAACAUGGGCCAGACGUGCUUUAUGAGUGUGAUUCUACAAACGCUCGUGCACAAUCCCUUUAUACGUAACUUUUACCUCUCGGAAGGACACAGGCAGGCGGAUUGCGAGAAAGAGGCAUGCGUCAGCUGUGCGCUCGACGAGAUGUUUGUCGAGUUCCACUCGGCCGAGAAGACGGAAGGAUUUGGGGCUGUCGGCUUGCUGAUGGGCAGCUGGCUAGCCGGAGAGGCGCUGGCGGGAUACCAACAACAGGAUGCGCAUGAGUACAUGCAGUUCAUAUUGAACACGUUGCAUCUGGCGAAUGGCGGGACGACUGACUCGGAAGACUGCAAAUGUGUGGUCCACCAGACCUUUUGUGGAAAGUUGUCAAGCACAGUGACGUGUGACAAUUGUCGCAAUGUGACUACGGCGCUUGAUCCCUACAUGGAUCUCAGCCUUGAUGUACGGAACCAGGCCAAGAAGAAGAAGCUCAGCGCAGGAACUGGUGAUGAAACACCCCUGGAUAUACGCGAUUGUCUGGAAAGGUUCACAGUCAAGGAGAGACUAGGUGCAGCCGAGUACACAUGUCGUACUUGCGACAGCCCUCAAAACGCAACCAAGCAGCUCAGCAUCAAACGACUUCCUCCCGUCCUAUCCAUUCACCUCAAGCGCUUCGAGCACGCGAAAUCCACAUCCUCCAAAAUCGAGACCAAGGUCACUUUUCCGGUCAAACUCGACGUCCACCCUUAUACCACUGCUCACAAGGCGGCGGUCAAGGCACUGGCCUCGAAAUCCGCAAGCCUCGACUCGAACCAUAACAUGAAUUCUCCGGCUAAUAGCCUCGUGUACGAGCUGUCAUCGGUGGUCGUGCACAAGGGCAAAAUGGACUCUGGACACUACGUCAGUUACUCGAGAGAAGGCAACGACUGGUUCAUGUUUGAUGAUAGCAAGGUGGUGCUUGUUGGUGAGGCAGAAGUCCUCGCUGCAGAAGCCUAUCUCCUCUUUUACAUGGUCAGCGGGCUCGAGGUAUAA